UUAGUUCUUCGUUGAUUUUCUUAUUUGUGGUGUUAUCGUUUUUCGGAGAAUGGCUGCAUUUGGUAGAAUUGCGAAUCGAGUGUUAAAUUUGGCACCAAAUUUGCGACCAUUACAAAGAAAUCUUCACAAAUUAAACAGUGCCAAAAGUGUGCCACAGAAUUAUACAAAAUAUUUAGUGCUUGUUGGUGGUGGUCUGACUGCGUUGAUAUGUACAAAUUAUCUCAAAAGCGAACGUUUAGACGCUGCUUUUCGCAUGCGAAAGAGCGAAGAUGAAAAUUUGCUUAAGAAAUUGACGUCACGUGAGCGCCGCUUCAUCAAGUUCGCAUCGGUGGAAUACCGCGGCCAAUUGUAUAUGACACCGCAAGAUUUCCUAGAUUCUGUGGUUGAGCAGGAGCCAAGACCUCGCCUGAAACGACGCAUGCUGAGUGACCAAGACUUGCAGACCAUAAAAGACAACACACCGCCCUUGAAGAAAGGCUCAAAAAUGCUAUUUCGCACACUAAGGGACAGAGGCAUUGUUUCGUACACAGAGUAUCUUUUCCUGUUAUCCGUUUUGACAAAACCCAUUUCUGGUUUUCGCAUUGCAUUUAAUAUGUUCGACACAGACGGCAAUCAACGCGUUGAAAAGGAUGAAUUUCUAGUGAUUUUGAGAAUUUUGGGUGGUACUUUCAAGCAGUCUAAAGUCGACGAAGAAACGCGUAAGCUUUUGUUAAGUUUACUUUGGACUCAAGAAACUGCGGAUGCAAUAUUUUUCAAAGCUACAAAAAAAGAUGAAGAAAGCAAAGAUAUGGAAAGCAUUUUUAGUGGUGUCUGGAAGGAUAAACGACGUUCUAAGGACGAUAGCGAUAAAAAGCAAUUGAAAGAUGAACCUGUAAAACGUGCGCAGGACGAUUAUAUUGCUGACGAUGAGGGCCUACAGCGCAAACAUCGCAUCGACACCACACUACAGAUCCAUUUGUUUGGCAAGAAGGGCAAUCAGGACCUCAACUAUGAUGGCUUCUACAAAUUCAUGGACAAUCUGCAGACAGAGGUGCUCGAAUUAGAGUUUAAUGAAUUUUCCAAAGGCAAUGUGGCGAUCACCGAAAAUGAUUUUGCAAAAAUCUUACUACGCUACACCUAUUUGAAUACGGAGGAAUACGAUGCAUAUUUGGAGCGUCUAAUGGAUCGCAUUAAAGAGGAACGCGGCAUAACGUUCGAUGAGUUUCGUGACUUCUGCCGCUUCCUCAACAAUUUGGAGGACUUUGCAAUCGCUAUGCGCAUGUAUACGCUGGCCGAUCGCGCCAUCUCACAAAGUGAAUUCUCGCGCGCUGUGAAAAUAUGCACUGGCUUCAGCCUUAGUAAACAUUUGAUUGAUACGGUUUUUGCCAUUUUUGAUGACAAUGGUGACGGUAUGCUGUCCUACAGAGAGUUCAUCGCCAUCAUGAAGGAUCGUGUGCAUCGUGGCUUCAAAGUAAGUCAUUGGAAAGUACUUGAGUACGAUCUGGCUAAUGAUGAAUUUAUCGAGGCUGACAGUCCGUUGUUUGCGGUGUGGCGUCAACGCGCCUGUCGCCGCUUAGAUCAUUUCAAGGAUACCGAGUUAUUCUCUUAAAAUUUACUGAUUAUUAUUUUUAUUAUCAAAAAUUGAAAGCUUUCGAAAUCAAUUCAAUUGUAAAGAGGCUUAGCAGUCCAUUUGAGUUCUCUCUCAUUUCUUAAGUGCCAUAACAUAGUUUGUUCAAAAUAUUUCUUAACACAUUUUUAUUUUUUUUUUACCAAAAGUGCAUGUUGAUUCGUUUAUUUUUUGUGCUUACUUUUUGUUUAUACACAUUUUUUCAUAAUUACAAUUUAUACUUAUUACUUUUAAUGUAAAAUUUGUGAAAUCAGCAUGCGCUUGCAUAUCUUGAUCUACGUGAAUUUGAAAGUGCCCAUAGCAAAAUCUUACAUUUUUUAUUGCAUCAAUAGCACACUUUUUCAUCCAAAGUAAAACUAAUUUUUAUUCUCCAAUAUCUCAUUACUCUGCGUAUCAUAUCCUUAAAUGUACAAUUUUUAUAUGUAAUUUGUUCAAAACCACUUCAUAUGCAUAUUUUACCAUUCCAUUUUAUGUUUCGUAUAAAAAAUUAAAUCUCUAAAUUCCUUGCUGAUUUGUUUAAUUAACAUUAUAACAUUAUUAUACUCAUUUUUUAGUUUAUAUCAUUUACAUGCUUAUUAAUAUUCAUAUACUUAUUUUUAAAUAAAAAACUAAUAAUUUGAAAUAUGAUUUCAUUGUUUUAUUUGGCUUUUAUGUUUGUUAAUGUUUAUACCUCUAUUAUAUUUAAGUUAUUUUAAUAUAUUUUUUUUCAAACAUUAACAGAUUUACAACAAAAAUGUAUGAUUUUUACAAAAUUUGCUUAUUUUUAACCACACCUCCAAUACUAUAAAUACAUAUACAACAUAAGACAUAUAAAACUUGACUCAAAUAGUUUUGGGCGGUUCAGCUCUUAAUUUAUGGAUGAAUUUAUUUAUGGAAGAAUUUCUCGUGUAUAUGCUUCGGUAGCUUCAAAGUUGAGUAAAAUAACUUUUAGAUGGUCUAACUACUUUUGAAACACGAAUGUAAAAAGCAGAAAAAAAUGUUU
Molecule: messenger RNA, 2588 nt
Organism: Bactrocera dorsalis (oriental fruit fly)
Lineage: Eukaryota; Metazoa; Arthropoda; Insecta; Diptera; Tephritidae
Gene: MICU3
Product: calcium uptake protein 3, mitochondrial
Exons: 10
Coding region: 50-1588 (512 amino acids)
Biological process (GO): calcium import into the mitochondrion; mitochondrial calcium ion homeostasis
Cellular component (GO): uniplex complex
Molecular function (GO): calcium ion binding
Source: RefSeq, a predicted model, not a curated record